Messenger RNA from Cyphellophora attinorum, 753 nucleotides. RefSeq lists its product as uncharacterized. The coding region runs from base 1 to 753 and encodes 250 amino acids. The record is from RefSeq and is a predicted model, not a curated record. The transcript has a single exon. Lineage: Eukaryota; Fungi; Ascomycota; Eurotiomycetes; Chaetothyriales; Cyphellophoraceae.
AUGAGCCGCCAACGUCCGCUCCGCGGCGCAUGCAGCUGCGGCCGCAACAUCUACGAAGUCGUGGUCCCGACCUCCGCCAAAGAAAAAGCAACAGUAUCCUUCGACGACAGCAGUUCUACAAGACGAGCACAAGCGACUCCGCUGGCAGCGUGGCUCCGAGUCCCAAUCACGUGGGUGUCGAGUUCAACUGUUGCACAAGUGCCGGACGAGACCCAUUCGACGAUACGGAGAGUUUUCACGCCGCCGCAUGAGCCGCACUGCAAACGAUUCUUCUGUGGGUAUUGCGGCACACAUUUGUCGUACUGGACGGAGCAGCCUCAGUCGGAGGCUGAUUACUUGAGUAUUACGCUGGGAAGUCUGCUUGACGAGGACAUUCGAGCGCUGCAAGAGCUUGAGUUGCUGCCAGAAGAAGUCGACCCGGAAGAGAUCGAGAGCAUCCAUACAGCUGGGGACAGAUCGGCUGGCGAUACAGACGUGGCCACUACAAACUCGUCGGCGGCGGUACAGCACAGUGUGCGUUCCGGCAGGCUAGGAAAUCUGAACUGGUUCGAAGAGAUGAUUGACGGCAGUCGGCUGGGAAGGACUCAGACGACGCGGCGAGGUGCUGGGGUCAGUGCAGAUGGUACAACGCAGGUGUCGUGGGAGAUUUCGGAGUACAUCGAGGGAGAUGACGAUGGUCAGCCGACGACAAAGUCGAAACGGAAGCAUGGCGAUGUGGAUGUCGACGAGGACGUCUCGAUGAAACAGCAGUGA